AUGUCCUUCUGGGAAAACAACAAGGGAACUUUUAAAGCAGCAGGUCGAUCUGUUGCUAAUGGUACCAAAGCCGUUGGUAAAGCUGGUGUUAGAACCUACAAGAAAAAUGAAGCAAAAAGAAACGGGGUUGAAUACAAUGAUCCAUAUCCUCAGGAGUCUAAAAGUGGUGAAACUUAUAUACCUUAUCAAGCCAAGGCAUUACCAUCUAAAGAAAAAUUACUAUCAUACCAACCUCCACCUAAACGAAAUGUUGGUGUCCAUUCUAUACCAAAAAGGGGCGAAUCAGCUCAAUACGUUAAUCCCACUGUAACAAGUACUGUGUCUGCGCCCCCUACACCGGUCACUCAACCUCAAUACCAACAACCGCAAGCUCAACAACCAGUUCAGUCCCAACCACAGCAAGAAGAACUUCCAUUAUAUCAGGUUCAACCUCUUGCUGAACCCCAAGCUCAAGUUCAACACCCAGCCCCGGCUCAACCACAAAUUCCGACUUAUAACCAAAACGUCCAGGACACCCCACAUCAGCCUUUACCACAAGUACAGAUUCAACCAGUGCAACCUCCGCAGCUUGUGGCUCCUCCACAGUUACCUCUGAGAAGUGCUGUCCCUCCUUCACUUCCUUCAAGAAAUUCUUCGGCAACUAUCCCUCAACAAAGUUCUACCGUGACACCAGUGGUUACUCAACAACCAGAUGUGGCACCGGUAAAACCUAAACCGGUCUUACGAGACCCAACAUCAUUUGCUCCUCCACCACGAAGAGUUGAUCUUCCACCAUUGAGGUCAAGCAGACAUGGCAGUCAAAAUAGUGUUCCCCUGGUAUCUUCUGCUGCUGCAACCCAGCAGGAUGCAAGUUUUGGAGCUCCUGUGGCGCCAAUUACGACCACUGAUAGUGAAUCUUCUACUCCAAUCAAGAAGAAGCCUCCAAAACCAAAGAAAUUACAGGUUGAUCAACCAUUACAACAACAAACCCAGACAGCUCAGGGUCAAGGUCAACAGUUUAAUUUAAAUGCCUUUCCAAAUCCCCGUAUGCCACAGACACCUGAAACUGAGGAACAAGAAGAAGAAGAUUAUACAAACCCGCCAAAGCCACCCCGUCCCCAAAAUGAAAACCGUACUCUACCACCAAUGCCUGUGCGCAGAACCACCAAUGAAGAUAUUGCUCCACCACCCAUGCCAGCUCGUCAUAACAUGAAUGAAAGCACACCUCCACCUAUGCCUAGUCGAAACCAAGCUGAUGCAGUGGCAGCAGUUUCUCAAAAGAAGGCGCCUCCUCCAAAGCCGUUGAAAAAGCCAUCCACUCUUGAUAGUUCUCCGCCACCGUAUUCAAACAACCCUGCCUCGAACUCACAAGGAGAUGUUCUGAACGAGUUGAACAGUAUUUUUCAAAGAAUGAAUAUGAAUAAGAAUUCUGAUAAUCUGGUUCAUCAAUUAGAGCCUAAAGAAAAACCAGAGGUGGUAAUCAAACCGAAGGUAAAACCAGAGAUAGCAGCAAAACCAAAGAUAAAUCCAGAGAUAACAGCCAAGCCUGUAAUAGAAACAAAAUCUGAGCGCUCAAAGCCUCCUGUUCCGGUACAUAGAGAAAGAACUCCACAGAAAUCGCCCACUCCUCCUCCUGUUCCACCUUCAAGAAAUUACAGUAGAGCGCCAGCUCCCGUUCCUGUUCCAACACCAGUUAUUUCCAAACCAAGUGGUCCUCCUCAAUUGGAUUUGGAAUUACACACCGGGUGGUUUGCCAAAAGAGAUGGACCUUUGCAGUUACCUAAGGAUUUAGAGGGUUUGAAUUACAAGACUACGUUUCUGACAGGUAUGGGAAUUGGAGGCAAACAGACCUUCAAUAUAACUGCAAGGUUGAAAGAUUUAUCCAUAAUCACGUAUAAAUUUGAAUACAGUAGUGGCAACAUUAAUGAUGUGAAUGUGGUCAUUGGUAAUUUUGUUCCUUCUCCAUUGGAGAAGAUCCCAACAAAGGAAGAGUUAGUUGCAAAUCAUGAACGUUUUGGUGAAUAUGUUGCGGGAUGGUGUGAACAUCACAAGGGUAAAACUGUCGGACGUGGUGAAUGUUGGGAUUUAGCAAAAGAGGCUUUGCAAAAAGGGUGUGGCAAUCAUGCAUUUGUUUCUACUUAUGUUAUUCAUGGGUAUCCUAUUUUACAAGUUGCUAAUUCAGGAAGUGGUAUUCAUUUUAUCAAUAGCAACCAACAAUUAGAUGAUAUAAGAAGAGGUGAUAUUUUGCAGUUCAAGACUUGUACAUUUUUUGAUCCCGCUACUGGAGUUACUGGAACAUGUGGUCAACCAGAUCAUACUGCCAUUGUUGUCAGAAAAGAGGGUGAUAAAUUGAUCUUGCUCGAACAAAAUCUGGGAGGUAGACGAUAUGUUGUCGAUGGCGAAUGCAUUAUUAAGAACUUGACACAAGGUGAAAUGUACGUCUUUAGACCAAUGCCAAAAGAAUGGGCCGGUGAAUUAUAA
Molecule: messenger RNA, 2460 nt
Organism: Candida tropicalis MYA-3404
Lineage: Eukaryota; Fungi; Ascomycota; Pichiomycetes; Serinales; Debaryomycetaceae
Gene: MUC1
Product: Muc1p
Exons: 1
Coding region: 1-2460 (819 amino acids)
Source: RefSeq, a predicted model, not a curated record